Trichechus manatus latirostris (Florida manatee) is the source of this 4326-nucleotide messenger RNA. RefSeq names its product zinc finger protein 665-like. Lineage: Eukaryota; Metazoa; Chordata; Mammalia; Sirenia; Trichechidae. The record is from RefSeq and is a predicted model, not a curated record. The coding region runs from base 311 to 2752 and encodes 813 amino acids. Gene Ontology annotation, molecular function: DNA-binding transcription factor activity; RNA polymerase II cis-regulatory region sequence-specific DNA binding. Gene Ontology annotation, biological process: regulation of transcription by RNA polymerase II. The transcript is spliced from 6 exons.
GCGCAGUUUACGGUGGACGCCGAAGUGGGUUGUGUGGAGUCACAGUGAGCUUUGAACACCUUGACGUCUAAACUGCUCCUCUAAACUCCAGCCUCGUGUUUCCACGUGGCUGCUCAGCAUCUCUCCUGGGGCCUCUAGAAGGUAUCUUCACCUGAAAAUGUACAAAAAUGAUCCCUGACCUCCUGCGUUCCCCUUGAACUCCGCCAGGUCUCGGUUAAGGGCUGGUCAGACCUGAGGCUCAGGUUUGACUUCUCAAGACUGAACUUGCCUGAGAAAGAAGUUCGCAGAAAGAAAAGAUAAAGAGUUCAGAAUGACUCUGUCCCAGAGAUUGUUGACAUUCAGGGAUGUGGCCAUAGAAUUUUCUCAGGAGGAGUGGGAUUAUCUGGACCCUGCUCAGAGGACUUUGUACAGAGAUGUGAUGUUGGAGAACUACAGGAACCUCGUCUCCCUUGGAAUCUCUCCUUCUGAGAUAAAUAUUAUCUCCAUUUUGAAGAAAGGGACAGAGCCCUGGACUGUGGAGAAGGAGACGAAACUAGCAAAAAACCCAGAUGUCUUUUCUACGUGUAUGAUCAAGGAAUUAUCAGCAAAAGAGAUCAUUGAUAAAGGAGAACUAUUCCAGAGAGUGAUUUUGAAAAGAAAUGAAAGUCAUGGCAUCGAGGAUUUCCACUUCAGGCAAGUCAGGGAAAAUGUGCAUGAGUUUCAGAGUCAGUGGGGAAAAGAUGAAAGAAAUAACAAAGGAGUGACUACGGCCCAUAACAAAAUUUUAACUGGUAGAAGAGAUCAACAUGUUAACACAGAUGCAGGAAACAAGUAUGUGACAUGUAAAAAUACGACUGAAUUAAGCUUUCAGUCCCAUGUGGCUGAAAUGCAGAAAUUUCACAUUGGAGAGAAAAUGUAUGAAUGUCAUCAAGUGGAGACGUCUGUCAGCAGUGGAUCUUCAAUUCCAUCCUUUCAAAGAAUUCCUCCUAGUGUCCAAAGCAACAUCUCUAAUGAAUGUGGGGAUGUUUUUAUGCCUCCUUCAUGGUUUCAGCAACACCAGAAAACCCACAGCAGAGAAAAACCUUACAAAUGUAAUGAAUGUGGGAAGUCGUUUAGCCAAAGGUCAGUCUUUACUAAUCAUCAGAGAAUUAAUUGUGUGCAGAGACCUUACAAAGGUAAUGAAAGUGUCAAAACCAUUUACUGUGGCUCAAGCGUCACUAAACAUCACACAAUCCAUACCGGAGAGAAACCAUGUAAAUGUAAUGCAUGUGGCAAGGUAUUUAGUCUACAGUUAGGCCUCAGAACACAUCAGAGAUUUCAUACUGGAAAGAAACUGUACAAAUGUAAUGAAUGUGGUAAGGAAUUUAUGAGAUGCUCAUACCUGUGCAAUCAUAGGAGUAUUCAUAGUGGAGAGAAACCUUACCAGUGUAAUGAAUGUGGCAAAGCUUUUAUAUACAGACCACAACUUGUACAGCAUCAGCAAAUUCAUAGUGGAGGGAAACCUUACCAAUGUAAUAAAUGUUGUAAGACUUUUAGACGAAGGUCUUUCCUUAUUAAUCAUCAGAAAAUUCAUUUUGGUCAGACAUCUUAUAAAUGUAAUAAAUGUGGUAAGGCUUUUUCUGGAAGAUCAAGUCUUGUGGAACAUCAGAGAAUUCAUAGUGGAGAGAAACCUUACAAAUGUAAUGAGUGUGGCAAAACCUUUAACUGGAGCUCAAACCUCACUAAACAUCAGCGAAUCCACACUGGGGAGAAACCAUAUAAAUGUAAUGUAUGUGGCAAGGUCUUUAGUCGACGUUCAGGCCUUACACGUCACCAUACAACUCAUAGUAGAGAGCAACUUUACCAAUGUAAUGAAUGUGGUAAGGCAUUUAUCCGAAAAUUAAGUCUAGUUGAACAUCAGCGAAUUCAUAGUGGAGAGAAACCUUAUGAGUGUAAUGAAUGUGGCAAGGCUUUUAUCUACAGAUCAAAACUUGUGCAACAUCAACAAAUUCACAGUGGAGAGAAACCUUAUCAAUGUAAUAAAUGUUGUAAGGCUUUUAGCCGAAGGUCAGUCCUUAUUAAUCAUCAGAGAAUUCAUUUUGGUCAGAGACCUUACAAAUGUAGUGAAUGUGGCAAAACCUUUAACUGGGGCUCAAACCUCAGUAAACAUCAGAAAAUCCAUACUGGGGAGAAACCAUAUAAAUGUAAUAUAUGUGGCAAAGUCUUUAGUCGACGUUCAGGACUUACUCGUCACCAGACAAUUCAUAGUAGAGAGAAACCUUUCCGAUGUAAUGAAUGUGGCAAGGCUUUUACCCGAAAAUCACGUCUUAUAGAACAUCAGAGAAUUCAUAGUGGAGAGAAACCUUACAAAUGCAAUGAAUGUGAUAAGACUUUUACCCGAAAAUCACGUCUUUUGGAACAUCAGAGAAUUCAUAGUGGAGAAAAACCUUACAAAUGCAACAAAUGUGGUAAGUCUUUUAUCCAAAGAUCAACCCUUGUGAAACAUCAGGCAAUCCAUAUUACAGAGAAACCUUAUAAAUGUAAUGAAUGUGGGAAAGCCUUUAAGUGGAAUGCAAGUCUCACUAGACAUCAGAGAAUCCAUGCUGUAGAAAAACCAUAUAAAUGUGAUUCGUGUGACAAGGGCUUUGGUCAUCCUGAAAGCCUUAGAUCUCAUCAGAGAUAUCAUACUGGAGAAAGAUCUUGCAAAUGUAUUGAAUGUGGUAAGACUUUUAGCAGUCAGUCGGCCUUUCAGAAUCAUAAGAUAAUUCAUAGCGGAGAGAGUCCUUACAAAUGAAUUGAAUGUGAUAAGGCUUUUUCCGGCAGAUCAAAAUUUGUGGGGUAUCAGUGAAUUCAUAGUGGAGAGAAACCUUACAAAUGUAAUGAAUGUGGUAAGGCUUUUUUUUUUUCUGAAGAUUAAACCUUAGAGAACCACAGGGAAUACAUUCUGUCCAGAGACUUUACAAAUGUAAUAAGUGUAGCAAAGAUUUUAACUCUUAUUCAGACUUCACCAGACUUCAGAGAAUCCAUACUGGAGAGAAAACACAUAAACGUACGUGGCAAGGUCUAUACUCAGCACAAAUCUUAAAAUUUGAGAAUGCAUACCAGAGAGCAACCAUACAAGUGUAAUGAACGUGGCAAGACUUGUCCCUGUUUCAAGCCUUGUUGAACAUCAGGUAAUUCAAACUGGAGAGAAACCAUACAAACACAAUGGAUGUGGCCGAGAUUUUGCCAGAUGUUUUCCCCUUCAGGAUCAUAAGAAAAUUCAUACUGGAGAGAAACCUUAAAAAUGUAGUGAAUGUGGCAAGGCUAUUAACAUUCAGUCAAUCCUUCAGGGUCAUGAGAGAAUUCAUAUUGGAGAUGAAAAAUUGCAAAUGUAAUGAGUUAAGGAAAUUAUUUAAAUGUGGCUUAAGUCUCACAUCAGAGAGUACAUAAUAGAAAGAAAUCACUUAAGUUUAAUAUAUGUGGUAAGAUAUCUAGUGACGUUAAAAGCCUUACAACUCAUCACAGAAUUCAUAGUGCAGAGAAACCUUAGAAAUGUUGUUAAUGUAGGCUUUUAUGCAAAGGUCAAAACUUGUGGAGCAUCAAUUUAUAGUGGAGAGAAACCUUAUGUAAUGAAUGUAGUAUGGCUUUUAGUCACAACUCAUGCCUUGUGGAGCAUUGAGAAUUCAUAGUAGAGAGAAAUCUUACAAUUUAAUAAGUGGCAAAGCCUUUAAGCUUAGACUGAAGGGGACAGAGGCAGGAGGAAAGGAAACAACGUUGUCUGCCUCUUGGAAUUCUACAGGCAAGAAACAGGCCAAAGGUGCUACAUCUGUUGUUCUCCAAGAAAGGAAAAAGACCAUCCCUGGAGCAGCUUGAAGAUCGGCAGAAGUGUUCGAAGGAGCACAAGAAACAGGGCCUUCUUGGUUUCAAAGGGCGGGGCCUGGAUUUCAAAGAGUGAGACCACAGCCUUCUAGGUUUCAAAAAGGCAGAUCUUCGCCAACAUGGUUCCAGUGGGUGGGGCUGCCGUUAAGGCAUGCCAGGUUAUGAGGCUACUGCCAAAGCUGAGGAGUUGGAGCUAUCAUGCCCAAGGUGCAGAAGAAUGGGGCCUGCAGGGGCAAUGGGGUUGCCAUUCAGAUGGAUUAGGAGAAUGGAGCCACCCAAAGCUGAUGGAGCAGAGUUGCUGUCCCAGUGAGCAUGGAACACAGAGCUGAAGCCCAGGGCCAAGAGGCUUCCGUCCAGAAUCCAGAAGGUGUGGUCAUUGCCCAGAUGGUCCCAAAGAACAGAGGAUUAUUUACAAGUCUACAUGCUUUCUGAUCGUGUUUCCCGUGUUGUAGUCUGUUGAUCCUGAUCCUGAGUUGUAACCUAUUACUUCCCUAAUAAACCCCAUAA